ACAAAAUACAGUAGUCCCUCCCAGUUACGUUCUGUUGACGAAGCAUCUCGUUCACCGGAACAAAUAGCCUACACCCAUGGUCUUACAUGUUUACUAUCAGCAUUAAUCGCCACAUGACGGUUAAAGUAGUGUUUGAGGUGUUAUUGCUUUUGAUCCGUGAAUUGGAUUUGUUGUAAUACUUGACCCUCAAGCGCUGAAGAUUUUGUUGAUCCGUUUUUCAUUUAAGCGCCGUACCACCUAAACGCUCGAAGAGAGCUAGUGUCACUGUCGUCUUAGGUUGAGCUUGAACUUGAAAUGAUGCAUCGACUUCAACAUUUGGCAAAUAGAUCAUUAAUUGUAGGUGCUUUUGAUAACCCUCCCGUCCUUGUGCGGACAAGCACUUGGAGAACCUCAUCAUGUUUAGUGCAGUCUAUUCGAUUUAAAACACAAGGACCCGUUGAACAGUAUGGACUGAAGAGAUACAGUACAGCCGAGGCGACCGUGGUAACCAGGGAGAACAUCAAGAUGAGAGAAAAGACGCUGACCAUGGAGACCCUCAAUCCGCAGGUUAAAGCGGUGGAGUACGCUGUGAGAGGGCCCAUUGUCUUGAAGGCUGGAGAAAUCGAGAGAGGCUUGCAGCAGGGCCAAAAGCACCCCUUCACUGAGGUAAUCAAAGCCAAUAUUGGAGAUGCACACGCCAUGGGGCAGAAGCCAAUCACCUUUCUCCGUCAGGUGGUGGCUCUCUGCUCAUUCCCGGAGCUGUUGGAAAGCCCCAGUUUCCCAGAGGAUGCCAAAGUGCGCGCUGGUCGUAUCCUGCAAGGCUGUGGGGGACAGAGCUUGGGGUCGUACAGUGCCAGCCAAGGAGUAGACUGUAUCAGGCGGGAUAUCGCUGCUUACAUCAAGCAACGCGACAAGGGCGUACCGGCCGACUGGGACAAUGUUUACCUUACAACCGGAGCCAGCGAUGGCAUUGUGAGCAUCCUGAAGAUGCUGGUGUCAGGCCAGGGCCUGUCCCGGUGCGGUGUGAUGAUCCCCAUCCCCCAGUACCCCCUGUACUCCGCAGCCAUCGCAGAGAUGGAUGCCGUUCAGAUCAACUACUACCUGGACGAGGACCACUGCUGGGCCCUGGACAUCAAUGAGCUCCACAGAGCCUACCUGGCUGCUAAGGAGCACUGCCACCCCAGAGUCAUUUGCAUCAUCAACCCAGGCAACCCUACAGGUCAAGUGCAGAGCAAGAAGUGCAUUGAAGAGGUCCUCCACUUUGCCUUUGAGGAGAAUCUAUUUGUCAUGGCUGACGAGGUGUAUCAGGACAAUGUGUACUCCACAGACUGUCAGUUCCACUCCUUUAAGAAGGUGCUGUAUGAGAUGGGCCCGGAGUACUUUAACACUGUUGAGCUGGCCUCAUUUCACUCCACCUCCAAAGGCUACUCAGGAGAGUGUGGGUUUAGAGGGGGGUAUAUGGAGGUGCUCAACCUCGACCCGGAGGUCAAGGCCCAGCUGGUCAAGCUGCUCUCCGUGAGGCUGUGCCCCCCUGUCUCAGGGCAGGCCGCCAUGGAUGUCAUCGUAAACCCUCCCCUGCCACAUGAGCCCUCCUACCCCCAGUUCCAUGAGGAGAAGAGCACCAUUCUUGGAGCUCUGGCUGAGAAGGCCCGGAUGACUGAGCACAUUCUCAACGCAGUGCCUGGAAUCAAAUGUAACCCGGUGCAGGGGGCCAUGUACGCCUUCCCCAGCAUCUUCAUCCCCCCUCGAGCUGUGGAGGAGGCCAAGGCCCUGGGGAUGCCUCCUGACAUGCUGUACUGCCUGAGGCUGCUGGAAGACACCGGCAUCUGCAUUGUUCCGGGCAGUGGCUUCGGCCAGAGGGAAGGGACCCAUCACUUCAGAAUGACCAUUCUGCCAUCAAUGGAGAAGCUGAAAGUGCUCCUGGAGAAGCUUCGGGAUUUCCAUAUCAAGUUCCUGAAGAAGUAUUCAUCACUGGAGGAGCUGGAGAGAUGAAAGCACUUAGGAUGAAAUGCACCGAGGACAGCUCAAGGCCCGGUUUCCCAAAAAAUGCAUCUGAAGCGUACCAGUGAUUUUAAACAAUGCGUCAUACCUAUAACAGCCAAAGAUGCCAAGUAGACAGUAUGUUGAUAAAUGUGUCGUUGGAGCAUGGGUUGAGAUGGAUAGUAUCGAAUUUCAGUACUAUUCUUGGAUAGGUUCUCCAUUCAAGUCUCCAUUCAACCACCGUGUUGAAAAGAUUCCCGGGGCUUAUUCUAAUGCUAAAACUAUAAUUAACCAAAAUUACAGAAUGGCCGCAUCAUUGCCCACUCAAACAGCAUUAAAUAUUUUUAGGCAAGAAGUUGCAGACUAUAGUGGCAUAUGGCAUUGAUAUCCAUAAGUUUGAAAUGUAUAGGUCUCUCUAGCCUACAGUAUAGAUUAUUUAUUAUAGUCAUCUCAGUUACUUUUGAAUCCUCUUGAUCCUUUCUUUGUUAAAAGAAGACAUUGGCAACUUUAUUUGUUAUAUAGUCACAUUUGUUGUGAUGUUAUCAUCAGUCACUGAAGUUACAAAAACAUCUGAUGUAAUUCUUGACUGGUCUAGUAGUGAGAUCUUUCUAUAGAAAUGUUUUCCGGUGCAACAAACAAUGUUUUUGUUACUUGCACUCGGAAUCAAACUCCUAAAGUUCUAAGAAAUGAAUUCGCUGUUAAAUGCUUUUGGGAAAUUGUGCCUUGAACAGUUCAAAUAGUCAGCUUAAGAAUGUUUUGACACUAACGAAAACGACAUUUACAGAGGUAUUGACUAAUGAUCACUUAAAGAAACCAACCCCUUUUUUCCUCUUGUACAUAAACCUAGCCCUCAAAGUUUAAGCUGAUUUUAGGAAUAGUCCUUGUGUUCGAGAGACAUUGUGCCUUUGUCAGAUGAGGAAAAGGUAUGCAGAGGAAAGAUGCCAUCUGUACCGAAAUGUGAACUAUUAAGCAACGCCCACACAUUGUGAAGUAUGCAAAGCUGCUGUACUCCAGAGGAGGAGGGGAGGUGACAAUGUUCUGGUCUUUAUUUUUUUUUACUUAAUUUUGUUGUUCUUCUGCCUGACACAUACAUUAUUUACACUGUGUUGUAUUUUCUGUCUUGAGGCUUUUCUGUCUCCUUAUGGGCAUUUUCUUGUUACAGAUCUACAUAAUAGGGCUUUGUAUGUAGGGCCACAAAUCAUAUGAGAACUAACUGAACCUCCAUGUGCCAAAUGCAGCUGGAAAACAAAGUUUGUUUGUUUAAAAGGUCAUUGGGAUUGGACAAUGAUGAGUACUGCUACAUCAGCAUGUUUUCUAGUCAGAAAAAAAGCAUGAAGGGAUUGUCAUAAGCAUUUUUAACAUAAGCAUUUUUAACAUAGUUUUAUUAAUCCAAAUCAUGAAGCUUUGAGUCUGUAAAGCAUGUGGCGUUUUCCUCAUGCAGUACCUUUUUAGUGUGACAUUAAUCAGAGUUAUCAGAUGCACUUUACAGGUUCAUGUCUGUACUUUCGGGUGCCUGGAUCUAUCAGUAUGUGAUUAGUAUGGAGAAACAUUUGUUUUUACUAGUGAAUUUACAGAUAAAAUCUAGCAUUUCUGCAUAACAUGUCCCCUUUUAGGUUCUUUAUUACAUAGAUAUGUUAAUGCUGUAUACUAACAAGGCAUGGAAGCCUAUUAUUUACCAAAACUGUUAGCAAGUACCGCAGUGUAGUUAGAUCACAGGUGAUACAGAUGGUUGGUUGAAUACCCUUAAAUGGUAUUACAUGGAAAAGUGUUUGUGGGAUCCUACUGCCAAUCUCUAUCAUUCUGCACUGAGAGCUGCGUGUGAUUUCAUUGAAACACAAACACUGCAACCAGAUGUCAUUGUUUUGGUUGGAGAUGUUCAACCAUUCAAAUCAGCAUAACGUAUUGGGUUAAACCAAUGAAUUCAUCCAGCUGAUUACUUAUAACGGUGUGUCAACAGAUUCACUUUUAAUUUCUUAUACAGUGUCAUGAAUCUCUUCACUGACUUAAAAACCUUCAUUGACUUCAAAAUCUUUUUUUAGUUUUACUACAAUGGGGGGCCUUCAGUGGUGACCAGCUGUUUUUUGUGAGUAAAUUAUUAGAAAAAUAAUAUCACUAAACGGUUUUAAAAAUACACUUUCUUUUUGUUUAUUUAUUAAAAAGGAAUAAUUUAAAAACUGGUAAAGAUUUCCUGUUCAGCAUUGCGUUUUCAUUAAUAUCAACAUAUUUUAUAACUGAAAAGGACGGAUUCAGUUUUUUGCUUGUUUACAUUUU
Molecule: messenger RNA, 4230 nt
Organism: Esox lucius (northern pike)
Lineage: Eukaryota; Metazoa; Chordata; Actinopteri; Esociformes; Esocidae
Gene: gpt2
Product: glutamic pyruvate transaminase (alanine aminotransferase) 2
Exons: 11
Coding region: 295-1971 (558 amino acids)
Biological process (GO): biosynthetic process
Molecular function (GO): L-alanine:2-oxoglutarate transaminase activity; pyridoxal phosphate binding
Source: RefSeq, a predicted model, not a curated record